This is a messenger RNA of Strongylocentrotus purpuratus (purple sea urchin), 3475 nucleotides long. RefSeq names its product cyclic nucleotide-gated cation channel alpha-3. The record is from RefSeq and is a predicted model, not a curated record. Gene Ontology annotation, biological process: transmembrane transport; monoatomic ion transport. Lineage: Eukaryota; Metazoa; Echinodermata; Echinoidea; Camarodonta; Strongylocentrotidae. Gene Ontology annotation, molecular function: protein-containing complex binding; monoatomic ion channel activity. Gene Ontology annotation, cellular component: membrane. Bases 890 to 3469 code for a protein of 859 amino acids. The transcript has 11 exons.
CAAAAAACUCUAGUAGGCCAUCUUACCAAUGAACGUGAAAUCCUAUAGAUGUGAUAAUGAACAAAUGAUUAAUGCAUGUUUUAAAGGUACUCUACUCUAUUUUAUCGUCACCCAUGUCAUUUUGGCGCCGCCUCUAUUUGGGCUCUCUUUCCAACAUGUUAUUCGAGAAGUUACGAAGUUCCUUUAAAUAACAGAGUUUCUUUCCCGGCAGGCGCUCCCGUUAUUUCAGUCACUGUCUUAUUUUCGAUUGUUUGCGUUUUGUUUGUGUGCUCGAAGUAUUAGAGGACGCUUCGAUUUAUCAAACGGGGGAAGGGUCUUCUUCAGAUACUGCCUUUUGUUUUGUUUAAUCUGCAGAGUCCCCUUUUCCCGUUUGUUCGUUCCUCAUGAGGGUCCUCGUAUAAGGGAUUUGUCCCCUGCGCUGACUGGCCGAACCAAAGAGUUACUGAUCUUUGGCCAAACAAGGCAUUUGGGUAACUAGCUUAUGAAUGGGUCGUGUUCUGAAGUGUGAUGUGUGUCGAGAAGGCAACGACUGACUAGAGAUGAGAUAUAGCAGGGUUUUUUUUGGUUACGCUUCAAUUUACCAGAAUUUCAACAGUCUUCAAUUUAUUUUUAAUUUUAUGGUGGAGUGAUUUUAUAUGCUUUCUCGAUUAUGGAAUGAUUCCGAAUUGACUAUCCUCACGCGUUGGUCCUUGUGUAUAAAGACUCAUCAUUGUCAUGGUCGGAAAGGCUUAAAUGAGAAAACCUUUAAUGGAAUUCUACGCAAAUGUGCUACAAAUAUCUGUAAUAACCUUUUCGAGAAUGACUCGACAGGGAUGUAGUCUUCGUCCUUUGGCACCUAGCCAUUGUUUGUUAUACUCCAUGGUUUGAUGUGAAGGCAAGGCUGGCUAACAUGUCAGUGGAACCCGUGAUGAGUCAACCGUGGGACGUGUUGCCACCGAACGCGACGCGGGUCGUCAGCCGGGAGAGCAGUGAGCGGCAAGCGUGGAGUGAGUCGCCGUCAGAUCGGACUCAACUUCUCACCGAGGUAGGUCGAAGCUCCUCAAAGGACCCAGUCAACGAAAUGGUGCACGACGACCGUGGUGACAAGAAAAAGACAAGAACGGACUUCCAGUCGAAUGAGGGAAGAAAUCCCGAACACAUUUUGCCGAAUGAGGCAACGACUGGAAACGAGUAUAAAGAUGCACAUCUGAAACCAAAGAUUAAAGUGCCAGAUAAUUCAAAUGGAAGUGUUAAGCCGAUCACGGCUUCAUCCCAACACGACGGGGAGGAUAUACUAUCAAGAGAAGAGAUGAGCAGAAGAGAGUCGACAAACUAUCUUGACUUGAUAGAUGAUUCCAACUUCGUUCCCAUGCCGGGCAUCCAGAGGAGAGAAUCUAAAGAGGCCGUUCAACUUGAUGAAUUCGCUUCGGCAUCAGAUAUGUCUACCGUUCCGACGUCAGCCGGAGGUUUCUGGACUUCCAUCAAGGCCGUGAAUAUUUUAAAAUCAUCAGUCAAGUUAAGAGAGAAAAACAAGCGAAGAAAUAAAAAGGUGUCUGCACAACGCGUUGAUUCUUUCUUGGAGAAAUUCACCACGAGGCGAGCUGAUCUGUCCAAUUAUCCCGAGGACGAGAACGCCAAAUCCGAGGUUGUUGAAGACGAGGAUGAUGACGAGGAAGAGAAAACGAAAACCAUCGUUGACCCGGAUGGCGAUUUCCUAAUGUAUUGGUUGACGGUGGUCAGCAUCGUGGUCAUGUAUAACCUUUGGGUGUUGAUCGCCCGGGAAGCCUGGCCUGAGCUCCAAGAGAAAGGCCGCAUCACGUGGUUCGUCAUUGACUACUUCUGUGAUUUCAUCUACAUUCUGGACAUCGUGGUCCAGUCCCGAACCGCAUACUUGGAGCAGGGUCUCCUUGUCCUAGACGGCAAGAAACUCUUCAGACAUUACCUAAGAUCAUGGCAGUGCAUAGUCGAUUUCCUCUCCCUCCUCCCCACCGAUCUCUUCUACCUCCUUGAUACCAACCGCCUGCACUCAAUCGUGAGAUGUCCAAGGUUCCUUCGGGUUUACAGGUUUCAGUUCUGGUACAUGAAAGUGGAGACGAGGACUCAGUUCCCAAAUACAUUCCGCGUCAUCAACCUCACCCAUGUACUUCUUUUGCUUCUCCACUGGGCUGGAGCAGCCUAUUUUCUCAUUUGCGAAGCCAUUGGUUAUACUUCGGAAACGGACGAUUGGGUGUACGCAGGACCUGUUGGAAGAAAUGCCACCUUGCCUCAUAAAUACCUUGCUUCCUUUUACUGGUCGACAUUGACUCUGACCACCAUCGGCGACCUCCCUGCUCCCGACAACGAAAUCGAAUACUUUGUGCAAAUUGUUGGAUAUCUGGUAGGCAUUUUCAUAUUCGCUACAGUUGUCGGGCAAGUCGGUGCUGUCAUAGAGAAUCGCAAUGCAACCCGGAUGGAAUUCGAACGCCACGUGGAUCAUGCCAAGAGAUACAUGCAAACAAACAACGUGCCUAGAGACGUUCAAUUACGGAUACUAAGAUGGUAUGACUACACAUGGAAACGUGGUGCUACACAAGGCCGAGGGGAUGUCAACUCAUUGGGUCUACUCCCCGACAAACAUCGUACAGAACUCGCUCUCCAUGUUAAUCUACAAACUCUUAAAAGGGUGUCUAUUCUGGAAGUCUGUCCUCCAGAGUUCCUUCACGAUCUGGUCCUGAAGAUGCAUCUGUGUAUCUUCACUCCGGGAGACUUGGUCUGUAGGAAAGGAGAGGUUGCCAGGGAGAUGUUCAUCAUCUCCGACGGUCUCCUGCAAGUCAUUGAUAAGUCUGGAAGAGUGUUAGCUACGCUGAAAUCAGGAGACUACUUUGGAGAGAUUGGCAUACUCGAUCUGGAAGGCACAAGUAAUAGACGAAUGGCUGAUGUACUUUCUGUUGGGUUCUCUGAGCUUUUCUCGCUAUCUAAAGAUGAUAUCCUGGGUGUGCUUAAAGACUACCCAUCUGUAAAGACCGUGAUCGAGAAAGAAGCAAGGAGAAGGCUCAAGACACAAUCGAUGAAGAAAGAACAAUCAGACGACCACGACAACAAGAAUGCCACGGAUGUCGAGGAGGACAUCGACCGUGUCAGUAUCUCCUCAGAAAUGAGUAGUUUCAACUCUCCCAUGGAAAACGGGAAGGACUCCACCAAGCAGGGAUCUCAACAAGGUAACCAGACCAAGCGACACCGUGCGAGUAUAAUCUCGGCCCCCAACGUUCCGGUCAAGAAAAGGAAAGCGUCCAUCCACUCGGGACCUCCCGAUGUCGCCAUGAAGGAGAUAAUGUCGAUGGUUGAGAAAGUCGUGUCGGAGAAAAUUAACUCUUUUGCCGAGAAUGCUCGCCUGUUGAAAGAGACGAACGUGGAUAUUAGAGAGAGGUUCAGGCUACUCCAAAACGAGAACGAGAGCAAGACUGCAAAGAUACAAGCUUUAGAAAAACGUAUCAAAGAAUUAGAGAACUAAAAUGGU